Saprolegnia diclina VS20 is the source of this 1031-nucleotide messenger RNA. RefSeq lists its product as hypothetical. Bases 29 to 979 code for a protein of 316 amino acids. NCBI's taxonomy places the organism in Eukaryota, Oomycota, Saprolegniomycetes, Saprolegniales, Saprolegniaceae. The record is from RefSeq and is a predicted model, not a curated record. The transcript has 6 exons.
AUUUGACCGACUAUUCGCACAUUGAACCAUGGAGGGCGCGAGCGUCAACAUUGGCAACUACAAGGGCGUCAUGCUCUGCAACCGGCCCUUCAACAGCGUGAGCUCCACGCAAAAGGAGGUCGCCGCCGUCGACAAGAAAGGUCCGUUCCUCGGUGGCAUCCAGCCCGCGCCCAUCGGCACCAACGUCCCCAUCUUCCACGAGCCACCGCAUGCGGUGAAGCGCGAUAAGAAGAACACGGCGCUCUCCAAGCACAAGAAAUGGCUCCACGACCUCCAGAAGGAGCGCGACCGGCUCGAGUCGGCGCUGCUCGAGGACGAAGCCGCCAAAGACUCCCGCAAGGACAAGUUUGCCAAGCGCGAAGCCGAUCUGCGCGCCAAGAUCCGCCAGCGACCCCAAGACGACGAUGAAAAGGGCGUCUUGGCCUCGCGGCCAGCGUGGGCGUUGACCAAGGACAAGGCCGAGAGCAAGCGCGACCAGCAGGAUGAAGACAGCGUCGACGACCUCUUAGCGUUUGCCAACAACCUCGACAUUGACACCUUCCUGGGUGACGUGGAGCUCAAGGCCCAAGUCGCCCAGGUCGACGAGCAGCUCGCGCAGCUCCAGGAGCUCGUCAACCAAGAAGAGGCCGACGAGAAGAAGGGCGAAGUCCGCGAGCGGCUCCAGCAAGAGAGCCUGGAGCGGCAGUACCUCAACGCGGCGACGCUCGCGCGGCUAAGCGCCCGCGACGCCAAGGACAACGACGACGACGAUGACUCGAAGAGCGUGGCAUCGACGGUCCUCUCGGAAUGCAAAUCGAUCCGGUCCGUGCACUCGACCAAGUCGGUGCUCGCGCUCACCAAGCGUGCGGAGCAAAAGCUGUCGCUCGACUCGAUUCCCGAGCCGCACGUUGUGACACACGACGAAGAGAGCGGGACGCGGCUCCUCAACAAGCACCUCACGAGCAACCUCCCGUACAUGCACCGCAACCCCGCCGUAUGAUCAACUAACAAACUAACUCGUUUCCAUACGAUUUACACCACUCGAAACGAAA